Messenger RNA from Vitis riparia (riverbank grape), 568 nucleotides. RefSeq lists its product as uncharacterized. The record is from RefSeq and is a predicted model, not a curated record. The transcript is spliced from 2 exons. Lineage: Eukaryota; Viridiplantae; Streptophyta; Magnoliopsida; Vitales; Vitaceae. The coding region runs from base 76 to 531 and encodes 151 amino acids.
UUCGAAAUCCGAAAAACACUCCAUUAUACUCUAUGAUGAUCUCCUACCAAAGUCAAACCUCUUUCCGUACAUAUCAUGAAUAAACCAGACUCCAUGGUCGAGAUUGAGAAACAAUAUCGGUGCAUUAUGGGAAGCGAAAACCAAGUUUUUGAGCAGGCGCUGGUCAUGUUCCCGGAGGAGACGUCAGACCGCUGGCAGAAGGUCGCCGAUCAUGUGAACGGAAGGCAGCUGGACCGCUGCCAGGUCUCCGAUCCAGAGAACGGAAGGGAGCCGUGCCAGUUGAAUCUGCAGGUUCUGUGGCCGCCGAUGACGUCACGGUCUACGGUUAGGCUUGGUCGGCCUCCGACGAUGUUUGAGACCAUAACUCCGGGCCGCGGGGUUCAGAUGAAGAAGCAGAAGUUGGAGGUCGUCACAGGGGAGCUGAAUGCCCAAUUUGAGAGAUUGUUUUCAAUGAGGGGGAGUACACCAAGCUAUACCACCAAUAGAGAUGAUAUCGAUGAAUUUUCCUCCAAAUACAAUAGAACAUUUUAACUUUAUAUUUGUCACUCUUUUUCUUCCAUUAUUGCUA